Dentiscutata erythropus is the source of this 1965-nucleotide messenger RNA. The record is from the annotation of a GenBank genome assembly. Lineage: Eukaryota; Fungi; Glomeromycota; Glomeromycetes; Diversisporales; Gigasporaceae.
AUGUCUUCAAACAAAAGUUCAAACGAUGUGAGCCAACUAGAUGUAGAAGCUAAAAAUCAAGAAAACAGCGAAACCUUAAUAGCAAUUCCAGUAUCACGCUUCCUUCCAUUGUUUAGCGAAAUCACACAAAUUUUUGAUAAUAUUGCUGAAUUAUAUCAAAAUGCACAAAAUAAUAAAUUUCUAUGCGGUACAAUAUUUGAUAAAACAUCGGCGGUUGAUGUGACAAUUCAUUUAUUAAAAUUUCAGAGGGAUAGUCAUAAAAGGUUUUUUAAUCAAAAGAAUUAUGUAGUUAUGCAAAAUUUUUUGCUUAAUAUUCAAAAGCUAAAAAAGUUUGUAAAUGAUGUUAUGAAAUCGUUGAAUAUGCAGGCGAAUUUGAUUGAUAAAACUUUUCGUAGCCUAAUUGAUGAAUUUGACAAUUAUGUGAGCGAGCUAGGUUUACUUAAUAUACCAAAUCAAAUUCCGAAAAAUGAAGACCCAUUUAAAUUUGAAAUUAUACAAAAAAAAAAUGUUCAAAAAUUUGAUAAUGAUGGUAACAAAACGAAUUUAGACGAAGAUAAUACAAUUACUGCGCAAAUUACGAUCCCGUUCCCAAAAUUCGUAUCAGUCAUGCACGAAAUAAUGAAUGUUAUUGAAGAUAUAAUAACUAUACACCAAUCAGCAGAGCAUAAUAAACUCAUUAGUAGUGCAUUGGUUGAUAAAACUGUGUCAAUCGAAACGACAUUUCCUAAUUUACAGAAAAUACAAAAAUAUAUAAGUGAAGUUACCCAAUUAAAAGGAUUGGAGAAAUAUAUUCACGCAAAAUCUAUACAAACGACGUUUUAUGAAUUAACAACAGAAUUUGAUAACUAUGUUAAUAAAUUGAAAUUUGCAAUCACUGUUGAUCCGAAGGUUCGUGCAGAAAGAGAAAAGGCGAUGAUACGUGAUGAUAUCGAAGAACUUUAUCAGAAACCGACGAACUGCGUGGAAAAAUACCUUCGCUUAAUCGAUGAUGAAGCUGUCGCUUUUAAACUCGUAGCUGAUGAAUUAGAUACUGCAGAUGUUAAGAAUGAUAUACGUAGUCAUGUCGCUAUUCUUAUGAAACUUAGGGAUUGCCAUCAAAUAAUUCGUUUCUAUGCCGAACAAAAAAUUCCAUAUAAAAACCUUGAUGACAUUAUGGAGAUUAAAAACCGUGUAUAUAAGGAGAAAUAUAGAGAACCAUUUACAAACUAUUCUAAUUUGCCGAAAGAAUAUAGGGAAAUCACGAUGAAGGCUAUUGGUGCAGAUCCCGAUUUUAGACCAACUAUAACAGAAAUGUUUAAAACACUUGAAAAACUUCAGGUUAAACUUCUUGCACUUAAACUUUCGACACCUAUUAUGAAUAUUCCUAGUGAUGCUUCCAGUGUAACUAAGGAUAAAGAAAUUUCACGCAUGCCGCUUACUCCUGAUGAUGAUGAUAAUAUUAAAAUUUCGGAAGUUAUUAGCUUUGCUGAAUUUAAUUAUAUGUCAAUGAGAGAAGCCACAUUAGUUCAUCGUGUUAGUAACGGAAACUUAGAAAUGGCUUUCAAAUGUUUUAAGGCCUAUGCACAAGCAGGAAAUUUAAAAGCAAAAUACUUUCUUGCAUAUUACCUUUAUAAGAAGCUAAUAAAUACUCCUUAUUCUGACAAAGAGAGAGAGAAACGUGCUGCUGAACUAUUUAAAGAGGUUGCUGAUUCAGGUGAUGAGGUUCCUGAUGCCCAACUAAAAUAUGGAUUAUGUUUAUUUCUGGGAACAGGCGUUGAUAGAAAUUUUUCUGAAGCUACGAAAUAUUUUCAAAAAGCUGCUGAUAACGGACUUGCUGUUGGCAUGUAUAAUGCUGGAAAUAUAUUUUAUACUGGCCUUACUGGUGUUAAAGAAGAAUUGGGUAUAAAAUAUAUUAGAGAGGCUGCUCAACAUAAUCAUUUGGAAGCUAUGGAAUUUUGUAAAAAGAAUAAUAUUUCUAUCUUUUAG